GUGGUAGUACUUGGAAGUGGUGGAGUUGGUAAAUCAGCACUUACUGUGCAAUUCGUAUCGAAUACUUUUAUUGAAAAAUAUGAUCCAACUAUUGAAGAUUUCUACAGGAAAGAAAUUGAAGUUGAUGGACAACCUUGUGUUCUUGAAAUACUUGAUACAGCUGGUACAGAACAGUUUGCAUCAAUGCGUGAUUUAUAUAUCAAAAAUGGACAGGGAUUUGUCGUUGUUUAUGCCAUUACUAGUCAGCAAACAUUUCAUGAUAUAAAAACAAUGCGUGAUCAAAUCAUUAGAGUUAAGGGUACUGAUCAAGUUCCUCUAUUACUUGUUGGAAAUAAAUGCGAUUUGGUUCAUCAAAGGCAGGUUCGAGUUGAGGAUGGUUUAAGCCUCGCUGAAUACUGGUCAUGCCCAUUUACGGAAUGCUCAGCAAAAAAUGCGCAUAAUGUAAACACAGUUUUCGCUGAAAUUGUUCGCGAAAUGAAUUAUGUUCAGAAUACUCGAGCUAAACAAAAUCAGGGAUGCUGUGCAAUCUUUUAA
This is a messenger RNA of Dracunculus medinensis (Guinea worm), 534 nucleotides long. NCBI's taxonomy places the organism in Eukaryota, Metazoa, Nematoda, Chromadorea, Rhabditida, Dracunculidae. The record is from the annotation of a GenBank genome assembly.